AUGGUUGACUGCGAAGAUUUUUGCAUAGCAGACAGUAACCUGGACUUUGCAGAAAGAUACCCUGAUGGUCUACCGAUUUCCGAACUAGCGCCUUUUUAUGAACUUAUUUCUAAGAAUCAGCCGCUUAAACUUGAAUGGGUUUUGCCAAGGAAGAAGCUGCCCAGAGCUUCAUUGAAAAAAAAUAAAGAUGAGUCCUCUGAUAAUAAGCAGAAAACUUAUCAGCAGACUUCGAAUUCAUCUAUCUUCGCCAGCACUACUAAAGCGAAUCCACUAGUCUCCGCAACGGAAUUUGACAAUUUUGACUUUGACUCAACAAGCACCGCCUCUUUGACGCUAAAGCCAGUAACUACUGUUGGCCGAAGUGGGCCCCCAACUCGUGAACGCCGUGUAGCCAACAUGGAUAAAAUACUCACUGAUCAUUUUCGGAAGCAAAAAGAGGAGCGCCAACUCAAGCAACAUCAUCAACAAUUAAAACAGCAAAUGCUUAUUCAACAUCAACAUCAGCCCAUUGCGCCAGCUCCCCCCAAGCCUCCCUCUUCUGUAUCCACAAAUGGUUACAACCUUGAAUCGGUGCCUCUUUUUGAUUCUGGCAUUCCUACUGGAAAUAGCUUCAGUAGAGAGGGUUGCGUGGGUGAAACCUGUGGUAUUGGCUCCUCCGCAACUGAUUCAGUAUCUCCCGAUAAUCAGGAGCAAUUUAAGUCUGUGCCCUCAUUUCAAAAUAUUGUUGAAAAAACGGAUUAUGAUGUCCUGAACGCCUCAAGCACUUCCAUCAAUAUCGAAUUACACGGAGCACUACUAGCUGAACAAGCCGGCGAUGAAUGUAUCCGUACUCCAAGUCAUCCUGAAAAUUUAUUUUUGCAGGCUGAACAAGAAACACAAGGUGAUGCGGAAAUGAUGCAUACUAAACAACUACCUCAAGGUACUUCACAGCUAACUAAUCCGAACUCCCUACAGACCACUAUUGACCAAACUGUUCCCGUAUCUGUUUCAUUUAUUGCAAAUUCCUCCCUUCCCUUUGGCACCAGAAUCCUUUCAUCCGAAUUUUCGCCCCAAAUUACAGUAGCCCAUUCACAACCGAUCACAAGUUUUGAUAAUACUCAAGAGAAAAUGAGCAUAAAUCUGCCUGAUUCGACAGGCGAAGCAGUAACUCUUAGUGAUUUUCUUAGUAUUGGAGUUAAUGAAAGUUCAGUUGCAUUACCCACUAUUUCCGUUGUGGAUCAACAGUGUCUGCAAAUGCAGCCUAGCGACAUUGUACAUACAAAGGUAACCAUGGAUGUUGACUCUUCGGAAAGUCUAAGUGCUACUUAG
Molecule: messenger RNA, 1308 nt
Organism: Protopolystoma xenopodis
Lineage: Eukaryota; Metazoa; Platyhelminthes; Monogenea; Polystomatidea; Polystomatidae
Source: the annotation of a GenBank genome assembly